AUGUGGCGGCCGUACCUUCUGAGCCAGAAGUUCCACAUUUAUACCGACCAUCAGAGCCUGAGGAACCUAUUGGAGCAGCGAGUUUCCACUUUGGGGAGCGGCGUUAUGAUGAUGAGCGCCGAGCGGGAUGGAACUCUGUUCCCUCCGACUGCGGCAGGGGGGUCGUACGAGUUCUUCGACCUUUUCCGAGAAGACGGGUUUCUGAAGCCGUCGGGAAUCGACGGCGGAGAAGGGCAGAACCAGGAGAGCAUGAUGAAUGCACUUGGGUUACCGUCAUUGUUGAGCGACGAGAUGGCGCAUCUUGAGGCGGCGACGACAUGGGAGUCGGCGCAGGAGUAG
Messenger RNA from Linum trigynum, 339 nucleotides. Lineage: Eukaryota; Viridiplantae; Streptophyta; Magnoliopsida; Malpighiales; Linaceae. The record is from the annotation of a GenBank genome assembly.